AUGGGUUGGAGCAGAGUUGUCAAUUUCCUCAACAAGGGCGUCCAGCGGCGGCCUCAUCGUCGCUUGCCCGGCCAACCCCACCACCAGUGGAACAUGCUCAAGACGCAGCUGGACCAGCUAGUUCGCUCCGACCGACUCGAGUUAACUCUGCCGCGAGCGCAGGAACUGCAGCAGUACGCCGAAGAGCUCGUUCACUUCGCCAAACAAAACACUCCGGAGUCUUCUUUAAUCGUAGAAAGCAUGAUCUUCACCCCUGCGGCGCGCCGCAAGCUGUACCACGAACUCUGUCCCCUCUACGCUCAUCGCCCGUUCUUCUACACGCGCGUGGUCAACCAACAUCGCCUGCGCAUGCGCGACGCCGCCCCCAUGGCCUACCUCGAGUUCGUCGACAGACCGGGAGAAAUUCGACCUGCACGGCCUGUGGGCUUUGAGAGGAAGCAAACGAUUUGGGAAGAGAUGCAGGCGACUCGUCGCGGACGGAGACAGUGGUGGAACCACGCGAAGAAACUCGGACUGAUUGACGAGGUGACGGGCGAUCUCAUUCCCGACGUUAACGCGCUCAGGCGGCCUUCCGCGGCAGAGUGGGAAGCGAGCGACAGCGAAGAAGACUCAGACUCCCAGCCCCCCUCGCCGUACAAAAUGGUUUCUGCGCCGAAGCGAGCUCUCGAACCCUUCUUCGUCGACUUGCCUCCCCCGACGGAACGGUACAGAAAGCCGCGCUACGUGUUCAAGCGAUUCCGACCUUAA
Molecule: messenger RNA, 747 nt
Organism: Neospora caninum
Lineage: Eukaryota; Apicomplexa; Conoidasida; Eucoccidiorida; Sarcocystidae
Product: 50s ribosomal protein L17, related
Exons: 6
Coding region: 1-747 (248 amino acids)
Biological process (GO): translation
Cellular component (GO): ribosome; large ribosomal subunit
Molecular function (GO): structural constituent of ribosome
Source: RefSeq, a predicted model, not a curated record